Molecule: messenger RNA, 738 nt
Organism: Marchantia polymorpha subsp. ruderalis
Lineage: Eukaryota; Viridiplantae; Streptophyta; Marchantiopsida; Marchantiales; Marchantiaceae
Source: the annotation of a GenBank genome assembly
AUGCUGGAAGACUGCACAGGCGGGCCUUAUAUAUGUAUCGAUGCGAGAGGGGGAGGAGUAGUGACCGAUAAGAAGCAAAAAGGUGGAAUCCGCGUCAGCACUCGGCCCCGAGCCCGAAGGCACCUGGCUGUGCAUGAGUGGAUAAUGAAGACAAAGCGAGUGUCACGGGAGAUACUUUCCGCUCUUCAUACUCCACUCAGUCCACUGGCUGUCCGCUGGAACCCUGCGCAGCUUGGGGGCGAACCGAGCAUGGCAGCUUACAAAGGAAGCUUGACUUGGAAAGGCGAGCGGAGCCCAGCCAGCCCCCGGGAUCAGAUAGCUGGGCUCGGCUGGAAGUGGGAGGGAGCAUGGAGCAUGGAGCAGCAGCAUGGCAGCUGCAGGACGGGCAGGGCACGGCAGGCCAUGAGACUCCCAUCCCAUCCCAUCCCAUCCCAUCCCAGGACUCAUGGGAGGGGACGGGAGCGGAGGGCAAGCGAGUCAAGGGGGAUGAAGGAGGGCGACGAGGAGUCGGCACAGGCUGUCUUCAUAACGCUUUUGCCAAUCUGGCGAUGGAUGAGGCAGGCCCGGGGGAAGGCGGGUCACCAUCAUAGUGCUGAAAGCCGUGUCACGACGCAUGCGCAGGGCACCCGUCCCACCGCGACUCGUUCGACGGGGGUGGUCGCCAUACGUGUUGACUCGGAUCGCCUUUUCCCUGUGGGCCAUCGCCACAUCGUUCGACCGGUGACCGCACCUGUCUAG